AUGGUGCAGCUGGGGCGGACACCCCUGACGACAGGGGCCGGGGCACUGGCAAGGGCCCGACCACUGCCGCCGACACCCAGGGGCCGGGCAGCCGCAGAGCAGCGCCCCGUGCAUUGCACAGCGGCUGCGCAGAGCGCCGCCGCUCCAGCAGCAGCUGAUGCCACAGCAGCUGAAAGCUUGGAGGCACAGUCCACGGGGGCUCUGGAGGCUGCGCUGCCGCCGCCACCAGCAGGCGCCGCCGCUGCCGCGGCGGCAGCCUCGCCAGCAGUGGAUGCCUCCCCAGCGCAGCCUCCAGUAGCCCUGGUGACGGCACGCACGCUACCGGCGCAGACGUCGCUGCCGGCGGCAGUGCAGCAGCUGCGUGCGGCGGUGCUGGAGGUGCCCGCGCAAGCUGGGGCCUAUGCCAGCGGCCUAGUGCGGCUGGAGGUGCCGCUGCCGCAGGGCGUCAAGGCACUGUGGUGGCUGCGCGGCCAGCCCGAGGCAGCAGCCGAUUGCGCCGCCCUGCUGCACCCACGCAUCUACUUCUCCCCACGGCGCACCACCGCCGCCGACACCGAGGGCAGCGCGGCGGCGGGGGCGGCCUCGGCCGGCGCGGCCAGCGUGGCGGGCGCGGGCGCGGCCUGGCUGUGGCGCGGCGCGCCGGGGCAGGCGCUGGGCGAGGGCGUGGUGCUGGACAUGCAGCGCUUCUUGGUGGGGGCGGCGGCCUGGCCUCGCAUACGCGCCUUUGGAGGCUCCCGUUUCCAUGCGGAGCAGGCGCCGUCGCCCGAGUGGCGAGAGUUUGGCUCCUACUGCUUCCUCAUCCCGCGCCUGGAGUUCCUGGAGGCCUCGGGCUGCUGCAUCCUGGCCUGCACGGUGGCCUGGGACGCCGCCCACGCAGCGCCGCCGCCAGCUGCCGCCGCCAGCACCAGCAGCGGCGGCGACGGCGGCAGCAGCAGCAGCAGCGCCGCCGCGGUGGGCUUUGCGUCGGCGGCGGCGGCGGCCAUGGACGCAGCGGCGGCGCUGGAUGCCGUGCAGGCCCCCGCGGCGCCCGCGGCCGGCGCCUUCAAGCUGCAGCGACUGGCCUCUCGCCACGUCCCCGACGAGGCCGGCUGGCACCGGCUGAUGGAGGGCACGCACGCUGAGCUGGCGGUCGGCGCCGCCGUCGACGCUGCUGCCGCCGCGGCCGCGGCGGCGGCGCAGGGCGAGGAGGCGGGCACGCCGUCUGUGGAUGCCUGCACUCCGAUGCUCAAGAUCUGCCCCGAGGCGGCCCGCGAGGAGUACCUGCUGAACGGGCAGGAGGGCCUGGACGAUCUGCUGGCGGCGGUGGAGGGCGGGUUCCAUGUCACUGCGUCGCCGCAGGACGGCGGGCUGACCAAGGUCGUGCUGGCGCGACGCACCGAUGUGAGCAUCCGCGGGCGGAUGCCCUCUGGAGCCUCCUUCCUGGGAUCCACGCCCGAGUGCCUCUACACCCGCACCGGCACCGCCGUGGCCAGCGAGGCGGUGGCCGGCACGCGCGCCAGGGGGGCAGGCGGCGACGUGCAGCGCGACUUUUGGCUGGCCUUUGACCUGCUGCGCAGCCACAAGGACCACGUGGAGUUCACUGUUGUGCGGGACUGGGUGCAGCACGCGCUGGGCAGCGUGUGUGAGGCGGUGCAGGUGGACGUGGCCAAGUCGGUGCUGAAGCAGGGCGCGGUGCAGCACCUGUACGGCAAGCUGUCGGCACAGCUCAAGCCGGGCGCCAGCGAUGCACGCCUGCUGGCCGCGCUGCACCCCACGCCCGCCGUGUGCGGCCGGCCGCGGGAGGACGCGCUGGGCCUGCUGGCCGCCGCCGAGCCCUUUGAUCGCGGCUACUAUGCGGGACCCUUUGGCUGGAUCAGCCACGGCGCUGCAGAGUUUGUGGUCGCCAUUCGCUCCGCGCUGGUGCAGCCCGGCGGCGGCGCCGACGCGGCAGGCGCCGGAGAGCUGGCGCAGCGGCGUGGCAGCCACGCCGCGGCCGGCCCCGGCCCGCAGUCGGCGGCCGGCGGCGGCAGCAGCGGCGGCGCCUCCGCGGCGCCGCUGGCUGCUGGGCCCUCCUCGCCCGCCACGCUGGUGUCUCUCUUCGCGGGGGUGGGCAUUGUGGGGGGGUCUGAGUCGACGCAGGAGUGGGCUGAGCUGGACCUCAAGGUCAGGCAGUACGAGCGCCUGCUGCAGGGCGUGCCGCCGCUGGCGGCCGCGCCCAACGUCAACACCCUCUGGGCCCGCCUGCUGGUGGAGGAGCUGUGCCGCCUCGGCUGCAGCACCUUCUGCGUCGCGCCAGGCUCCCGCUCCUCGCCCCUCACCGUGGCUGUGGCGCAACACCCGCGCGCCCGCAUCGUGCCCUGCAUAGACGAGCGCUCUCUGGGCUUCUGGGCGCUGGGCCACGGCCGCGCCACCGGCCGCCCCGCCGCCGUCAUCACCUCUUCCGGCACCGCCGUGGCCAACCUGCUGCCCGCGGCGGUGGAGGCCAGCCAGAGCGGCGUGCCGCUGCUGCUGCUGACUGGGGACCGCCCCGCAGAGCUGCGGGACACGGGCGCCAACCAGACGGUGGACCAGGUGAAGCUGUUUGGAGGGUACGCCAGGUGGCACGCCGACCUGCCGGCCCCGCACGACGCGCUGCCCGCGCGGCUGGUGCUGUCGGCGGUCGACACGGCGGUGCAGCGCGCCACGGGGCUGCCUCCGGGCCCCGUCCACAUCAACUGCCAGUUCAGGGAGCCUCUGGCGCCUGUGGAUGUGGGGGACUGGGACCGCAGCUGCCUGCAGGGCUUGCAACACUGGGAGGCCGGUGACGCACCUUUCACAUCGGUGGCUACCUUGCAGCCGGCUGCGGGCCCACUGGCGGCUGCCAGCCUGGCGGCGGAUCCAGCGGCCGUGGCGGCGCUGCGGGCGAUUGCGGGGGCGCGGCGGGGGCUGAUAGUGGCUGCUGAGCUGGCGCACCCCGAGGACGUGGUGGCGGCGGCGCAGCUGGCGGCGCUGCUGGGGUGGCCGGUGGCUGCAGACGUGCUGUCCGGCCUGCGCGCGGGUGUGGGCCCGCCUGGCGCCAGCUCAUCCGUCCACGGUGACGCCACCUCAGCGCCUGCCCCAGGCCCCACCGCCGUCAUCCACCACUUUGACCACCUGCUGCUGGCAGACCGGUCGGAGUGGGCGGCGCUGCGCCCCGACGUUGUGCUGCAGCUGGGAGGCCACCUCACAUCCAAGCGCACCGCCCAGUUUCUGGAGUGGUGCUGCACAGAGCCGUGGCAAGAAGAAAGCGGAGGCGGGGAGGAGAGCAGCCAGCACGGGCGGCAGCAAGGGCGCCCGCUGCGGUGGCUCCUGGCUGACCGCAGCCCGAAGCGUCACGACCAGUUCCACCUGCUGUCGCACCGCCUCCAGGCGCCGCUGCCGGCGCUGGCGGCCGCGGUGGCGGCGCACCUGGACGCCUCAGGCGCCGCCGCCGCCAGCGGCAGCACCAUCGGCGGCGCAGCAGAGGCGACGGAGCUCCAGCGGCGCUGGGAGCAGCGCCGCUACUGCCGCCUGCUGCAGCUGCUGGACGGGGAGGCCUCGGCCGCUGUGGAUGCCGCCCUGACCCGCAUGCCAGAGCUUACCGAGCCGCAUGUGGCGCGGGCGCUGUCGCAGCAGCUGCCCCCCGGGGAGGGCCUGUUUGUGGGCAACAGCAUGCCCAUCCGAGACCUGGACAUGUAUGCCUGCCCAGCGCCAGCAGCGGCAGCGGCGGCGGCAGCAGCAGCAGCAGCGAGCUCUGCCGAGGGCACCUUCCUGGCUGGCGGCGCCGGCGGCGGGGCUGGGCAGGGCCCCACCCCGCAGCAGGGCGUGGUGGCUACGGGGCUGGGAGCUCCUGUGGCCGCCAACCGCGGCGCCAGCGGCAUCGACGGCGUGCUAUCCACAGCCGCGGGCUUUGCCGACGGCCUGGGUCGGGGCUCCACUCUUGUGGUGGGCGACAUCUCAUUCCUGCAUGACAUCAACGGCCUCAACCUGCUGCGGUCGGGCGAGGCGCGGCCGCCGCUGACGGUGGUGCUGAUCAACAAUGCUGGCGGCGGCAUCUUCUCAUUCCUGCCCAUCGCCGAGGCGCUGCCAGAGGAUGUGUUCACCCCGCUGUGGGCCACGCCGCAGCACGUGGACCUGGAGGGCAUGUGCCGUGCCCACGGCAUCCCGCACCAGACGGUCACCGCCGCUGAAGGCCUGCCCGCUGCGCUGCGCUCCGCCUGGGGAUCCAACCGACACUCCGUGAUUGAGGUGGUGACCAGCCGCACCAGCAACCUGCAGCGCCACCGAGAGAUCCAAGCUGGGGUGAAGGAGGCAGUCGGCGCCGCGCUACGGCUGCUGGAGCAGCCACCAUCGGGGCCGGAGGCCUCCUCCUCAGCAGGGCUUCUGCCAGAGGCCUGUGCGCCGUUUGAGCUGGCGGUACAGUCUGCCAGCUACCACGCGUACCGCCUGCCGCUGGCCCGCCCCCUGACCACUGCCGCGGCAGCGCCCGGCGAGCAGCAGCACCGCCGGGGCUUCCUGCUGCAGCUCAGCCUGGAGGGUCCGGCAGGCGGCGGCCCGGUGCACGGCGUGGGUGAGGUGGCGCCGCUGCCUGGCCUGCACGCCGAGUCGCUGCAGCAAGCCGAGCAGCAGCUGGCGCUGCUCUGCCAGCUGCUGGCGGGCGGCGGCGACAGCAGAUCACCCAGCAGCAGCGGCAGCGGCAGCAACGGCAGCUCUCCGCCUGCCAGCCCCAGCCCCAGCCGCCCGGCUGUGACGGUGCCCCUCACGGUAGCGCUGCUGGGGGGCAGGCUGGCGGACUGGUUGCAGCAAGGGCUCGGGGUGGCCCCAGAGUCGCUCCUGCCAUCGGUGCAGUGCGGGCUGGAGGCUGCGCUGCUGUUGGCGUUGGCGCAGCACCGCGGCGUGUCCCUGGCGCACCUGCUGGCCGGCUGCCCGGCCGAGGCAGGCGGCGCGCAGCAGCAGCAGCACGUGGCGGUGAAUGGCCUGCUGGAUUGCCAGGGCAGCCCCGCCGAGGCGGCGCAGGAGGCUGUGGCCCUGCUGGCCCGCCACCCUUUCAGCGCCCUCAAGGUCAAGGUGGGGCGGCGCAGCGACCCUCUGCAGGAUGCGGCGGCGGUGCUGGCCAUACGGCAGGCGGUGGGCCCCGGCGUGGCACUACGGGCUGAUGCCAACCGGCGCUGGAGCCUGGAGCAGGCGGUGCAGUUUGGCGCGGCGGCGGCGGCGGCGGAUCUGCAGUACGUCGAGGAGCCGGUGGCAUGUACCGCCGACCUGCCUGAGCUGUACCGCCGCACUGGCCUGCCCCUGGCUCUGGAUGAGUCGGUGGAUGAAGGGCUGGUGGGACCCGGGGCUGCCGCCGCCGAGGCGCUGUGCGAGGGGGUGGUGGCGUUGGUGCUGAAGCCGGCGGUGCUGGGCGGCUACGAGCGCGCCGCUGAGCUGGCGGCCUGGGCGCAGCUGCACGGCCUGCACGCUGUGGUCAGCUCCGCCUUUGAGACCAGCCUGGGCAUCGCCCAGCUGGCGCAGCUGGCGGCGGCGGUGGAUGGAGGCGCACCUGGCGGCGGAGGCGGCCCCAUGCACCACGGCCUCGCCACGCAGAGCUGGUUUGCCCAGGACCUGCUGCCUGCGGCGGCCGCGCAGCUGCUGCUGCAGCCACGCACGGGCCCCAGCGGCGGCGAUGGCGGCAGCGCCAGCAUUCAGGGCAUGGACAUCAGCAUGGCUGCUGCCGAGGCUGUGGUGAGCAGCGGCACGGCGCUGGCUCUGGGCUUGGACGCGCAGCAGGCGCCGGAGCAGGCGCCCCGGCAGCGUGCCCAGCGGCGGCGCUGCCACGUGGCCACUUCCAGCGGCAGCUACCACUUCAGCCUGCUGGAGGUGCUGCCUCCCGUGGCGGCAGCCUCGCCUGCGGGCGGCGCCGGCCACCAGCCGCCGGUGCUGCUGUUGCACGGCUUCCUGGGCGCAGCGGGCGACUGGCUGCCCGUGAUGCACGCCCUCGGCCUGGAGCGGCGCUGUGUGGCGCUCGACCUGCCCGGCCACGGCGCCUCCACAGUCCUGACUCCCAGCCAUGGCUCCGCCAGCAACGGCAAUGGAGCUACCAGCAAUGGCAGCAACGGCACGGCUGCUGCGGCUGCGGCCGAGGCGGGCGACCCGCAGGCGGCACACAGCCUGGAGGCUGCGGCGGAGGCGGUGGCAGCGCUGGUUGAGCGGGAGGGCCUGCAGGGCUGCCUGCUGGUGGGGUACUCUCUAGGGGCGCGCCUGGCCCUGCUGCUGGCCGCCCGCUGGCCCCACCUCUUCUCGGGAGUCGCCAGCGUCUCAGGCACUCCGGGCUUGCCGGGUGCAGCAGAGCGUGCGCAGCGCGCCGCGCGGGACGAUGCGCUUGCCGCCGCGCUGCGCCACGGCGGCCUGGACAGCUUCCUGCAUGACUGGUACCAGCUGCCGCUGUGGGUCCAGCUGCGGUCCAGCCCUCGCUUCCAGGCCAUGCUGGCGCAGCGGCGGCGCGGCGGCGACGCCUGCCAACUGGCGACGGUGCUGGCGGCAGCCUCCCCCGGCCGUGCGCCCAGCCUGUGGCAGGAGCUGCCGGCGGCGGCGGCGGGCGGCCGCUUGCCCCCGCUGCUGCUGGUGGCUGGCGGGGAGGACGCCAAGUUUGUGGGUGUGGCAGAGAGGCUGGCCGCAGAGCUGCGGAUGACGGCUGGCGGCCCCACCCAGGCAGCAGCACCGAUCUUGCAGGUGGAGGUGGUGCUGGUGCCGGGCGCCGGCCAUGCGGUGCACAUUGAGCGGCCCGUGGAGCUCCUUGCGGCUCUGCAACAGUUUUGCGACGACCUUGCACGGCAGCAGCUGCAGUUGCGGGGAGUUGUCGCCCCCCUCAACAGAGUUUCCUUGCCAUAA
Molecule: messenger RNA, 6843 nt
Organism: Chlorella variabilis
Lineage: Eukaryota; Viridiplantae; Chlorophyta; Trebouxiophyceae; Chlorellales; Chlorellaceae
Exons: 16
Coding region: 1-6843 (2280 amino acids)
Biological process (GO): menaquinone biosynthetic process
Molecular function (GO): hydro-lyase activity; 2-succinyl-5-enolpyruvyl-6-hydroxy-3-cyclohexene-1-carboxylic-acid synthase activity; magnesium ion binding
Source: RefSeq, a predicted model, not a curated record